Molecule: messenger RNA, 1914 nt
Organism: Elgaria multicarinata webbii
Lineage: Eukaryota; Metazoa; Chordata; Lepidosauria; Squamata; Anguidae
Gene: MYPOP
Product: Myb related transcription factor, partner of profilin
Exons: 2
Coding region: 255-1388 (377 amino acids)
Biological process (GO): regulation of transcription by RNA polymerase II
Cellular component (GO): nucleus
Molecular function (GO): RNA polymerase II cis-regulatory region sequence-specific DNA binding; DNA-binding transcription factor activity, RNA polymerase II-specific
Source: RefSeq, a predicted model, not a curated record
ACGACCCCCUCGUUAGCCAACCUGGCACCGUGCCCCCCUUUACCCGGCGCAACACCGUGCCAGCGGACGGGCUGCCCAGCACCUGCCCGGCGAUGCCAGGAGAAGCCCGCCUCUCUCCCUGGACCGGCAGCACCCACCCUGCCUCGGCGGUGCCAACGGCGCGGUGCCAGGCUUGACGGACCGCUGCCCGACUGGCGAGACCGGGCAGGAGAAGGUGGCACCGGGGGAAGGAGAGCAGUAACAGCAGCCCUGGGAUGUCUGGAGAGAGUGAAGAGAUCACCCGCCUUCGCAAGCCGCGCUUCUCCUACGAGGAGAACCAGAUCCUGAUCCAAGAAGUGCGGGCCAACUAUGCCAAGCUCUACGGCACCCAGAGCCGGCGGGUGACGGUGGCCGAACGACGGCGGGUCUGGGAAGGCAUUGCCGCCAAGAUCAACAGCAUCACCAGUUGGAAACGGACCGGCCAAGAGGUGCAGAAGCGCUGGAAUGACUUCAAACGGCGCACCAAGGAGAAGCUGGCACGGGUGCCCCAUUCCACCCAGGGUGCGGGCAACGCCUGCGACGAGACCUUCUCGGCUGAGGAAGAGACCAUCUUUGCCAUCCUGGGCCCUGGUGUGAUGGUGGGCGCGGGCGGGGCAGAACCCAGCGCCCUGCAGAACACGCCGGGGUUUGCCACCCACAGUUACCGCCUGGCAGCUGAGCAUUGUGCAGAUGCGCCAGCCAGAAGCAACGUUUCCUGCAGCCCAGAGACUUCGGCCCGGCCUUCCUGCUGCACUCUGGAUGGAGGCUUGCUGAGGCCCAAGGAACGUGACUCGCCAGCACCCCCUUCAGCCCAGCCCACGGCGCUGCAGGUUGUCCACCUGGCUCCUUCCCCAGCCAGCUUAGGCUGCAGGCCGCUUCCUGAACACUCCCCCACGGAGCCGCGGGGCACCACCCCGUGCCCCUCCAUCUCGCCGACGGUGCGGCGCCGGCGCACCCGCCUGGAUCCACCCGUCGAGCCUCCUCUGGAUUUCCUGCAGGCCCAGAGGGAGACGGCCGAAGCCAUCCGUGAGCUGACGUAUACCCUGCGGCAAGGCCUCGAGCGCCUCACCGACGUGGUGGCCGCGCUGCUGCCUCUCCUCCCGGCCCAGACAAAUAGCCUGCUGCACCCCCAGGGGGAGACCCCUGCCCCCACGGCAGCCCCUUCCACAGAGACUCUGCCCCCCCGGGACACCUUCACCACCAAGGUGGAGCUGUCCCCGGAGCAGGGGGAGAGCGAGGGGAGGCCACUGCCAGAGGAAGGGCAGCCCGUGGCCGAAACAGGGCCUUCCCCAAGCCGCGCCCCUCUGCCCCAGAAGCGGAGGAAAGGCAUCCCCACUCGCAAACGCAGGGGGCGCUGGAAGAACUUGUGAGCGCUUGGAGGACCCGACGCUGCCCCCUGCAGGAGGGGGGGAAUGCACGCCUUGUGGGGGGCGAGGUCUUCGUGACUAGGCCUCGAAUCCUGCCCCCAAAGAGAUCCCCACUGCCAUCCUACGGAUCAUGCCAGAUUGUACCCUUUGCAAAACAGGGCCCUAACCCUACUUGCGUUUGGUUGUUUUUGUCAUGCCUACACAACGUGCCAUCCACUCAAAGGCAGUCUCCACCACCACCACCACCCCACUCCCAACAGGCAUAGAUUUUGUAGCCUGACAUUGCUUAAGAACAUCUUGUUUUUCGCAGUCCUGGGCAGGCAGCAAAACCGGGAGGUUUUCUGAGAGGCCGACCGGUUGCCCGGUUGCAAAUUUGUGCUGGUUUAAGAACCGAAAGACUCCCAGGAUAGUUCAGUGAGAAGGGCAGCCGGUGGCUGAAACGGGGCCACCCAUGAUGCAGUUCAAAUGGAAAGAACGCCCCCCCCCCCACAAGCCCUUUCUGCCAGCCCCACAGUUCUGGCAAUCCCCC